This is a messenger RNA of Onychostoma macrolepis, 1859 nucleotides long. It is a transcript of the gene f11r.1, whose product is annotated as F11 receptor, tandem duplicate 1. Lineage: Eukaryota; Metazoa; Chordata; Actinopteri; Cypriniformes; Cyprinidae. The coding region runs from base 197 to 1090 and encodes 297 amino acids. Gene Ontology annotation, cellular component: bicellular tight junction. The record is from RefSeq and is a predicted model, not a curated record. The transcript has 10 exons. Gene Ontology annotation, biological process: intestinal absorption; cell adhesion; regulation of membrane permeability.
AUCACUCGGAAGGGCGUUUGGUUUCAACCUUUUAGUUUAUCUUGACUCAGCUGAGCUUUGCGAGGGCAUAGCAAAUACUCAACUCCCUAAAACUUCUCCUAACGUAAUAUAAAACCAGUUUUUUUUUUUUUAUCUUUAAAAAAAAAAAAAAAAAAAAGGAAUAUUUUGGAAGACUUUGGAACGUUUCAGAGUGGAUAUGUUGACCUUCGUCUUUGUGUGCCUCUCUAUCUCAGUCACAGGCCUGCAUGCCGCUUUUACAGUUACUGUUGAUAAUCCCUCAGUAAAAGUGAAAGAGAAUGAGGGAGUUGACUUGAAAUGUUCCUACACUGCUGACUUUGGGCCAACACCCAGAAUAGAAUGGAAGUUCAAGGAUCUCAAGGGCUCUCAAACAUUGGUCUACUUUGAUAGCCAGCCAACUGGUAAGUAUGCAGGCCGUAUCACUGUGUAUAAUGGAGGACAAAAUUUAAGAUUUAACAAGGUGACACGAGCAGAUACCGGAGACUAUGACUGUGAGGUGUCUGGCAAUGGUGGAUACAACGAGAACACCAUCAAACUCACAGUCCUUGUGCCUCCUUCCAAGCCUGUAUCCAGAAUUCCUUCAUCGGUCACAACAGGCAGUAACGUCCGCUUGACCUGCUUCGACGCAGAUGGCUCCCCUCCAUCCACCUAUAAGUGGUACAAAGACAACACUCCCCUCCCUGAGGAUCCAACCAAGUUCCCCAAUUUUAAGAACCUCACCUACAAGAUGAACGUUUUCAAUGGUAACCUGGAGUUCGCGAGUGUGUCUAAGAUGGAUAUCGGUUCAUAUUUCUGUGAGGCCAGUAAUGGAGAAGGAGUCCCUCAGCGUGGAGAUGAAGUGCGCUUGGAAGUCCAUGAUCUAAAUGUUGGUGGCAUUGUUGCGGGGGUUAUUGUGGCUUUGCUGGCAGUUGGAUUGCUCCUCUUUGGUCUCUGGUUUGCCAGUAAAAAGGGAUAUCUGCCAAAAAAAGCAGAAAGCAAGUCAAAACAACAAGCUGUUUAUACACAGCCCAGAACAGAUGAUAUGGAUGAUGGGGAUGGGGAAUUCAGACAGAAAUCAUCUUUUGUUGUGUAGUCUGUGCUACUCUGCAUGAAACGUGGAGAUUCAGUGCCUAGAUCAAUUUUUCUUUUCUGUUUAAGAAGUUCAUACAAAUCAGGAUCAGUGUGUAUGUGAUGAGAAAUGCCUUCCUACUUAGCUUACCAUGCUGGUUGUCCAUCGAAAUAUCCAAAAGCUUUGAAGCAGCCAUCGUAAAUGUGCAGAUUGCAGAUUUAGAUUUAGUAAUUUCUAAACCGGUCUCUGUUUUGUAGAAAUGAACAGAAACAUAAUUUAUUGAACUAUAAUUAAUCUGUGAGUGGAACACAUACCUAAAGGGUUUAAGAUCAGUUCUCUAUUAAUAGAAUUGCUCUGAUUAUAAGUAGUUGUUUAGUUAUGUGUGCAUUAAGAUGUCCAAUGCUAUUUUUACACGACUCUGCACUAUGAGAUGGAAACUUCUUGGGGGAAAAGAAGGUACUAUGAAUGUUCCCCAUUCAGGAAAUAAUGUCCCCUCUCUUUUAUAUAAACAUUUGCUGUACAUUAUUGUCAUUGAUAUGUUGUUUGUUUACUUCACUGGCAUUUUUAUGAUAGCGUACCUUGUGUGUUGUUAUGCGUUUAUAGUUUUUGAAAUGUAAAUAGAUCUUUCUGUCUUUUUAUUGGAUUUUUUAAAGAUUUGAAAUCAUGCUUCAUUGACCUCUCUGAAUUAUUCAUCUGGGAACAAAUUACUAACCCCUUUUUUCCCUUUUGUUUGAUUGAAAUUUUAAUGUGUCUUGAUCCCAUUCUUCUAAUAAAUGAAAUUUACUGAAUAUGA